UUUGUGUUUCCGCGAGUCACGUGAAAAAUAACCUACCAAAACUUUAACUGCCCAGUUUUAAAGUUAUUACAAUAAAGGCGUUUGUUACGAGAAAUACGGUAAUCACCUGGAUGACGUAAUUCAACUAACAGCAUCACGACCGAAACAACCAGUACACUGGGAGGGAGAUAUUGCCCCUUUAAGAAAAGGGACGCGUUGUACAAAUAAAACAACCAACUUAAUGGAUUUCUUGGAGAAUUAACGGAAAUAUACCGUUUCGGAACCAUGGAUGCAAAUGGUGCGUACUGAAAAGAAGUUAGACAAAUUUUCUUAUUGAAAAGAACAGGAAUAGGGAGCUUCUGCUGGUUAAACAUGGUGGCCGCUGUGGACGAAAACUAAAAGAGGGUUUUAAAAUAUUUAAGAAAAGCCGUUUUCGCUUUGAAGGGAAAUGCUGCAACUGCCGGUACGGGCAUCGGAGACCUGCGCCGUGGGAAUGGGAUCGUAGAUUUUUUUUUUUUUUGCAGGUCAUGUGUUAAUCAGCUCAGAAGCAAUACGUCCAUCCCGCUUAGAAAGUUGAAAAUCCAAGUUUUUUCUUCUCCUCCGAAGCAGCACGGCGACUGGAUUCGAGGAUCGCCGCAUUGAGGAUAAACGAGCGCCGCGGCUGAAUGAAGAAUGCCAACAGAGACGCUUCGGAACCCGGAUCGCCCUCUCCAGCACGCCGCUCCGGAGCCCCGCAGCACGAUCGUUAACUUGUUGCCGGUGUGUUAUGAAUGGCAAUAGCCGCUGCAGACCCGACGAGUAGCCGAGAAGCACACGAUGUAGCGAAAUCACAAAGAUUUUCCAAAAAAUGUUGCUCGUUACACGUAAACUGCCACAUUUCUUAACCACAUUAGGGAAACCGACGCUGGAAACGUGGAUGGUGACCGAAACAUGAAGUAUCGAGUUAAAAGGAAACGGAUCCGGUGUUGAUGGCACGCAUAACGUAAAGAUUUUUAAAGGACCUCAUAGUUAUUAUAGGGAUACCAAAUUGCACGCCAUUCAACCAUAAUAGCCCUUAGAAGACUUUCAUUACAUGGGGACUUGCCUGACAUGCCAAGGAAGGAGUUACCAUUGCCAGAGGGUUGGGAAGAAGCCCGUGAUUUUGAUGGGAAAGUGUAUUACAUUGAUCACGUCAAUCAUACUACAAGCUGGAUUGACCCGAGGGACAGGCAGACCAAGCCUUUGACGUUUGCUGACUGCAUCGGGGAUGAGCUCCCCAUCGGCUGGGAGGAGGCCUUUGACCCCCACAUCGGCCCCUACUAUGUGGAUCAUAACACCAAGCGCACGCAGGUGGAGGACCCCCGUGUGCAGUGGCAGCGGGAGCAGGAGCGCAUGCUCAGGGAGUACCUGGGGGUUGCGCAGCAGGCGCUGACCACACAGCGGGAGACAUGCCAGGUCAAGGAACAGCGCCUCCAGCUGGCCCAGCAAGAGUACCGGCAGCUGAGCGAUGUGUGGCGGGGCAGGUCCGCCUCCCAGAGCAGCUUGAACUCCAGGUCCUCGUCCAGCAGCAAGUAUGACCCAGAGAUACUCAAGGCAGAGAUCGUGACCGCCAAGAGCCGGGUAAAUAAGCUGAAGCGGGAUCUCGCCUUUAUGAAGCAAGAGCUGCGUUAUAAGGAACAGGGUUUCGAGACGCUCCGAGAGAUUGACCACAAGGUGUCCAGCGCCCCCUAUGGCUACAAGCUGCACGAGGCCCAGGCCAUUCUGAGCGAGGUGAAGUCCAUCAAAGACGCCAUCAGCGCAGGCGAGAAGGAGAAACGGGAGCUGAUGCAGAAACUGGCUGUUCUGAAGGAUGGCUUCCUGUUCGACUCGGGGUCCCAGAUGGACUUGUGGGCCAGUAGCUCCUUGGCCGACUCCAACCUCUCCAUCCCCCGUCUUUACUCGGAUGCCGAAUCCCAGACCGACCUGCCUGCAGAGUUUGCUAUGAACAGCAGCAACACGCUGGCAGAGAAAGUUCGUCUGAGUCUGAAGUAUGAAGAGGCCAAGAGACGGAUUGCCAACAUCGAGGUGCAGAUCGCCAAGCUGGACAGCGAGGCGUGGCCAGGUCUCCUGGACCCGGAGCGGGAUCGGCUGAUCCUAAUCAACGAGAAGGAGGAGCUCUUGAGGGAGCUGGAGUACGCCAAGCCCAGGAAGCGGGUCCCGGGAGAUGCCGAGAAGAUAGAGACGGAGAAGAAGAGGCUGGAGCAGGAUCUGCAGGUGGCCCGGGACAGCCAGAGCAAGGCCCUAACUGAGAGGUUACGGUUACACUCCCGGAGAAACAAACUAGUCCGAGAGCUGGAAGAAAUGGUUCGGGUUGCCUCUUCCCUACAUAGCCAGCUGAAAAGCCUGUCUGCCAGCACGCUCUCCUGCUCCUCCGGCAGCAGCCGGGGCUCCUUGACGUCUAGUCGGGGCUCUCUGGCUGCCUCCAGCCUGGGGUCGUCGUCACCCAGCCUGACUGACCUCUACCUGGACCCGCCCGAGCUGGGGGACCCAGACCUCCGGCAGAAGCUGGACACUCUUCUGCAGGACAGUGUGGCCGGAGGGUACCGACCAUCCAGUUCCAUCCCCACCAUCCAUGAGAACGAGGUGGUGGGGGCGGCAGGCGGAGGCGGUGGCGGAGCCCAGCGGCUGCAGGCCCUCCGGCUGUCGGAGACGCCGCGCUCGUCAGGCUCGCUCUCUCCCCGGUCCUCGCUGUCCUCGCUGUCGCCCCCCUGCUCCCCGCUGGUCGCUGACUCCAGCUUCCUGUCUGGGGACGCCUUCCUGGGCCUAGCUGGGACCGGUCUGGACACCGAGUUACAGAGCCGGCUGACGGAGCUUGCCCUGGGAACUGACGAUGGGGACGCUUCGCGCCAGCGCCCCGCCGGGGCCAAGCGGGACGUGGCAGCUGCUGGUGCUGAGACCUCUAAAGAUUCAGUUACGCAGACAAGGGGGGGCAUGGCCGGGCUGAGGAACGCCGGCGUGUCGUCCGCCGUCUCUGACGAAUCGGUGGCAGGGGACAGUGGCGUUUACGAGCCAACCGAGAAGAGGCCCGGCCAUCUGGUCGAGCUGCCCACCUACGAUGAGGCAGGACACCCGGGCUCAGCACAGGUCAGGCUGGGCCUUAGGUAUGAGGCGAAAGAGCGGAGCUUCACGGUGGCCGUCAUGCAGCUGGCCAACUGCGGGGCCCUGGCUCCGCCGGCCGAAUGCAACAUGUACGUCCGCGUAGCCGUGCUGCCCUGCUCGGAGACCACCAGGUGCCUCUUCCGCACCCGGGGGGUGCAGCCGCAGGAUGCGGCGGAGCUGAACGAAGUGUUCAGUGUGCAGGGCUCCCAUGGUGCUUUGAGGCAGAAGACGCUACGCGUUGACGUCUGCUUCAUGAACACAUCCGGCAGGGAGGAGUGCCUGGCUGGGGCUCAGAUAAGUUUGGCUGAAAUCAGCAGCUCUGGGGAACUCGCCACAAAGUGGUACAACCUUCUCAACUACAGCUACCUGGCAGAGAUCGACACCAAGCACCAGGAGACGGAGUUUGCCGUCGGGGAAGGGAGGAGCUGUCCCUCAGCCACGGAGCCCAGCACCACAGAAGGAACCUGGAACAAUGUUGAGGGCUCGCUGAAGCUAAACUGGCAUGGCAUCUCCCUGGAAGGCGAUGUUUUUGAGGAACCAGAAACGAGCGAUGUGGACGAAGGAGAGGAAGGACUGGAGCAGGAUGAGGAGGUGCUGCUGGAGGAAGAGGAGGAGCUAUACCCCGAAUCCAGCCAAUGGGAGGCAGAGGGGGAGGCGGCAAACCAGUUUCAGGCGGGAGCAAAGACAGAACGGGUUAAUAAGGAAACGAGUACAGAGGGUCUGUUUAAUUCGGCCUCGGUGGUGCGGCCCAAGGAGCGGCGACUUGCGGUACCGCGGCAAGCCGCCUUCGUGAGGGGGAACACGAUCAUCCGCUCGAAGACCUUCUCCCCCGGGCCACAGAGCCAGUACAUCUGCAGGAUUAACCGCAGCGACAGCGACAGCUCCACCCUGUCCAAGAAGUCCCCCUUCGUCCGGAACUCGGCGGAGAGGCGCAGUGUGCGGCUGAAGAAGCCUCCCCUGCCGGUGAAGGGUUUGGAUGGGCUGCUUCGCACUUCCCUGGACCUGGAACUGGACCUGCAGGCGUCUCGGACCCGCCACUCCCGCCUGGGUCAGGAGCUGCGUGUGCUGCGGCAGCUGAGCAUGCAGCUGGAGGACGCGCGCAUGCGUGGCUGCAGUCGGCUGCCUGCCUGGGUGCAGGAGGAUGAGCGUCUGCAGCUGCUGCUGAAGCAGGUGGAGAAGCAGACCCAGGAAGAGCAGCAGCAGGAGCAGAGGGUGGACAGGAUGAUGCGGACAGCUGUGAAGGACGUCAGCAAGAUCCGCAGCCAGAGUUGCAAGGAGGUGCCUGAGACACAGUCCUUCAGAGAGAAGAUGGCUUUCUUCACUCGAGCGAAGAUCCACAUCCCUGAUCUCCCGGCGGACGACGUCUAGAACGUCUUAAGUAUUCUGAAGUCUGAACUGCUGUUUCCAAGGAGAUGAGACUGACUUCUGGUGGUGUUAUGAAGAAAUGUUUAAAAAAAAAAAAAAUAUGGAAAACGUCACAUUUUUAAACACUGGGCUGUAGAUUUUUUUAGUUGAUAAUCUGUAUAGUUUUGUCAUUGAUAGCAACUGGAACCCUUUUUUUUUGCUCAUUGUAGCAUUAUUUUUCUGUUACUGAUUAAUGUAUUAUUUUAGGUAUAUUAUGUAUUAGCAUAUUCACAGGCAGUGAUUUGAAUUGGAAGUACGAACUGUUGCUGUUUUUAACAGGAAGGAAACUCUUCCUUCGAAGAUGUGAAUACGAACGUACAAGGUACUUUUGGCACGCGGAGGACCAGGCUUUGGAACUCCUCUGCGUGGAGUCAUUUGGGGAUCGGGUUGGGGAGGGGGGGGGACUAGCCGGCCGAGAGAGACAACUCCCCGGAACAGCACCGGUGCACGCGGUCGGGCUGGUAGCAUUACGGAGGCGCAGCACUUAGCGUGGCUAACUCUCAGGUAACACAUAGAGACGCUCGUGCACUUUAAAAGCUAGCUUGGAAAUAGUGGCUCCGAUGUAAUCCGGAAAACGUCCGUUUCUCCACAUUCUUCACGCACUCGGGCAAGUAAAUUAUAACCGUGAAAGAACGAAACUCUGUGUCAUGCACAAGGUCAUUCCUGAAAUAUAAUCUAAACCUUAUUUUGGAUCUGAAUCUUGAAUCUGUUUAAGUGAUUCAAUAUUUUUAGGGAAUAUUUGCCCUGUACCAGGAAUAUUUAGCUAUUUAAAUACCCGCAUAUUAUUUUUGAAUGAAGUGUAAUGAGUUAACCAGAAAAUGUUACACCAAAAACUGGAAACUAGACACUAUGGAUCCUCUUGCUAUGAGAUCGAUGAGGAUUCAGGUUACUGUAGUGCGGUCCCUGGAGUCCAAAUCUAAUAGGCUACGUAAUAAACCCAACGAUCGAGGGUUUCCAAGGAGUCUGAGAAGAACAGUGUUUUCAGGAAAGACACGGAUAACGAGAUAAUAUGUCCUCACAAAGUGAAUUUGACAAGUGUAAAAAAAAUGGAUCUGGAUAUUAGAGCUCUCAACAGCCUCACAAACACAACAAUGUGUAGACUUAGCUAAACGUGUUGCACUUAUGUUUUACCGUGUCGUAUAAUCGGCGGCGUUUCUGAUGAUUUUAAUAUGUAACUGGAUCAAGGGCCAGGGAUUGAAACUGAAACGCUAAAUUAGGACGUCUGAACUACGGGGAACGAUGGAUAAACAUUUAAUAAUGCAUGACAGUCACAAGCUCAUGUAAUGAAUCUUCCUGGUGUCUCAAUUUUGUAUUUUUUUUGUAAGCGGAUAAUGGUGGAAACAUUUCAUUGGUAGACUUCAAACAAGUGUAUAACCAGCGGUCGAGUAUUUUAGCCAAUGCACUUAAUUCUAACGCACGAGAAUGAUUAGGAUUCACUGGUAUAUAUAUAUAUAUUUUAUAAUUUUAUUUUUUAUAGGAUCCGGAAACAACAGCACAUUUCUAAUACUGUUUGUGACCUACCUUUGGUUUUCCAUUAAACUGAUUUAAAGUUGUUAAAGUACCCAGAAAGACUAUUGCUGGUCGGUUCAUGACGGGAGUGUUUUGAAAGAACUCCAUGCCUAAUGCACAUUUUACUGGAGUUCAGCAGAUGUAAGUUUGUGUACACAGGUAUUAAGACUUGGUGUGGAACACAGUUCACGUCACGUUCUUUAAACCUCUGUCACAGACGUGUGUUUGUCUCCUGGCACCGUUCCUAGGAAACUGGUUUCCUACGUCCAUGUUCUCGUAGCUGAUUGACUAACGCCGGGUCUGUUUUUUCCCCCCAUUAUUCCCAAGUAGGGUGUGUCUGUACUCUUGCAGCGACACCUACAGGACAUCCGUCAAUGUGUUCGUGUAUAUAUGUGGCCCAUUUCAAGUAUGUUUACUAAGAAUACAGGUACACCUUUAACAAUACGCUGAUUAUCUUGCUGUCAGUGUCCCAUUUUAUGUUUCUAAGUGACUUUCUGUGGCCGUCUGUCUCUAUGGUGAUUUACAUCAAUAAAAACUGACAUGGGUUGUACAUUUCCAGAAUGAUUAUAACAACGCUGAAAGAUGUCAUAGAACCAGUGCCGAUGUUAUAAAUCCAUAUGAUUCAAAUGCAAAAUAGACAAACACAGUAUAUUGUCUUUUACUGUUACCUUUAAAAAGCCCCAUGAUUUGAGUCUUGCACGGAUCCAGUGCAGAAACUGCUGUUUACCUUAAAGGCUCGUGCGCUGGCACCUGGAAAAUCGAGGCAUUUCGAAGUGUAAAGAUUCCCGAUCCAAUGGAAAAAUGCACAAAGAAACCAUUGUUAAGUUUCUAUUUUAUUUUUGAAAUUGGAUUUAUGUACUACAUAUUUCGUCCUUAAAAUACUGGCCAUUUUAGGUUUAAAGGUCCUGCUGUAAAUCUCCGUAUGUCUCCUGUAUCGAGUCUCCGUUGUGUAAAAUGUUUUUGAUGAAGGUAAACUUAAAAGUCGUGAAUGAGAUGUUGGCUCCAUAGUAAUCGCUAUUUUACCCAUGAUUUCAACAUCGGGUUGUUUUCCUUAGACGCCUGUUAGUGUUCGGGGGGCAGGGGGAGGAAGUUGUUUCUUCAGUUUUUGUUCAUCAUCAUUUCCAGGAUCGAGUUUAUAAAAUGUGUCUUGAAUGCGAUUGACUAAGACACCUUCGCACCAGCUUUAAGUGAUUAAUAUGAAAGAAUUUAUCCUGCUUUAUCAUAUUAAACCGAUUACCAAAUUAACCGCAAACAUUCCCUCGGCAUGAGAAAUUGCUGGCAAUGUAUUUUGCGCAUGUUAAGAGGACAAACUGGUUAGUUUUGCAGAACAGAAAAGUGAGCGGUAUACAAGUAACGCUUAUUUCGCUCGUCAGCAGAACACACUGUUUAUGUCUGUUUAGAUCUGACCUGUUCUUUUGGCAAAAUGAUUAUUUUUUUUAUUCAGUUGGUGCUGGAACUGGAAUUUAUAAAGGAAGUUUUAUGUUAAGAUAUUCAGUGUUUGGAUUAAAUCGGAUUUUUGGAAAUAUGCAAUUGACUGACUAGGUGCUUUUUACACACAAUUUAAUGCUGAAAUACACUAGGCUGUUAAGAUGCAGAGAUACAUACUAAGAAAUUACACGCCAUGGAUUCAGUUAAACCAAUGUAAUCCCCCCUGGUGUCUGAUAAUUUGUUUUCGUGUAGGAUUUUAAUUAAUGUUUGUUUUGUUAAGGCAAGUCACGUUUUGUUUGAUUUUUAAUCUACCAAAUUAGAAUUGUGAUUUUUCUUUUUUCUGUAACAUACACUUUCUUUUUUUCGCCGCACUUUGUGAAUAGGGUGUUACUGUUUAUUUUCCCGUAUGAAACUUCUGAAAACUGUGAAUUUUAAUACUGAUUAUGUCGACCAGCAUUGUAAAUACUUCAUCAGCACAAUAACUUUUUUUUCUAGUUUCGCAACAAAUACAUAGUUUUUCUUCAACGCAA
Molecule: messenger RNA, 7967 nt
Organism: Paramormyrops kingsleyae
Lineage: Eukaryota; Metazoa; Chordata; Actinopteri; Osteoglossiformes; Mormyridae
Gene: wwc1
Product: WW and C2 domain containing 1
Biological process (GO): regulation of hippo signaling; regulation of DNA-templated transcription; negative regulation of organ growth
Cellular component (GO): cytoplasm
Molecular function (GO): kinase binding; molecular adaptor activity
Source: RefSeq, a predicted model, not a curated record